Messenger RNA from Epinephelus fuscoguttatus (brown-marbled grouper), 2101 nucleotides. RefSeq lists its product as uncharacterized. Lineage: Eukaryota; Metazoa; Chordata; Actinopteri; Perciformes; Serranidae. Bases 2 to 2068 code for a protein of 688 amino acids. The transcript has 13 exons. The record is from RefSeq and is a predicted model, not a curated record.
CAUGUUCUCCCUGUGUCAGCGUGGGUUUCCUCCAGGUGCUCCGACAUGUUCUCCCCGUGUCAGCGUGGGUUUCCUCCAGGUGCUCCCACAUGUUCUCCCUGUGUCAGCAUGGGUUUCCUCCAGGUGCUCCCACAUGUUCUCCCUGUGUCAGUGUGGGUUUCCUCCAGGUGCUCUGACAUGUUCUCCCCGUGUCAGCGUGGGUUUCCUCCAGGUGCUCCCACAUGUUCUCCCUGUGUCAGCGUGGGUUUCCUCCAGGUGCUCUGACAUGUUCUCCCUGUGUCAGCGUGGGUUUCCUCCAGGUGCUCCCACAUGUUCUCCCUGUGUCAGCGUGGGUUUCCUCCAGGUGCUCCGACAUGUUCUCCCUGUGUCAGCGUGGGUUUCCUCCAGGUGCUCCGACAUGUUCUCCCUGUGUCAGUGUGGGUUUCCUCCAGGUGCUCUGACAUGUUCUCCCCGUGUCAGCGUGGGUUUCCUCCAGGUGCUCCCACAUGUUCUCCCCGUGUCAGUGUGGGUUUCCUCCAGGUGCUCCGACAUGUUCUCCCUGUGUCAGCGUGGGUUUCCUCCAGGUGCUCCGACAUGUUCUCCCUGUGUCAGCGUGGGUUUCCUCCAGGUGCUCCCACAUGUUCUCCCUGUGUCAGCGUGGGUUUCCUCCAGGUGCUCCGACAUGUUCUCCCUGUGUCAGUGUGGGUUUCCUCCAGGUGCUCCCACAUGUUCUCCCCGUGUCAGUGUGGGUUUCCUCCAGGUGCUCCCACAUGUUCUCCCUGUGUCAGUGUGGGUUUCCUCCAGGUGCUCUGACAUGUUCUCCCCGUGUCAGUGUGGGUUUCCUCCAGGUGCUCCCACAUGUUCUCCCUGUGUCAGUGUGGGUUUCCUCCAGGUGCUCCCACAUGUUCUCCCUGUGUCAGCGUGGGUUUCCUCCAGGUGCUCUGACAUGUUCUCCCUGUGUCAGUGUGGGUUUCCUCCAGGUGCUCUGACAUGUUCUCCCUGUGUCAGCGUGGGUUUCCUCCAGGUGCUCCCACAUGUUCUCCCUGUGUCAGCGUGGGUUUCCUCCAGGUGCUCUGACAUGUUCUCCCUGUGUCAGCAUGGGUUUCCUCCAGGUGCUCCCACAUGUUCUCCCUGUGUCAGUGUGGGUUUCCUCCAGGUGCUCCCACAUGUUCUCCCUGUGUCAGCGUGGGUUUCCUCCAGGUGCUCCCACAUGUUCUCCCUGUGUCAGUGUGGGUUUCCUCCAGGUGCUCUGACAUGUUCUCCCUGUGUCAGUGUGGGUUUCCUCCAGGUGCUCCCACAUGUUCUCCCUGUGUCAGCGUGGGUUUCCUCCAGGUGCUCCCACAUGUUCUCCCUGUGUCAGCGUGGGUUUCCUCCAGGUGCUCCCACAUGUUCUCCCUGUGUCAGCGUGGGUUUCCUCCAGGUGCUCCCACAUGUUCUCCCUGUGUCAGUGUGGGUUUCCUCCAGGUGCUCUGACAUGUUCUCCCUGUGUCAGCGUGGGUUUCCUCCAGGUGCUCUGACAUGUUCUCCCUGUGUCAGUGUGGGUUUCCUCCAGGUGCUCCCACAUGUUCUCCCCGUGUCAGUGUGGGUUUCCUCCAGGUGCUCCCACAUGUUCUCCCUGUGUCAGCGUGGGUUUCCUCCAGGUGCUCUGACAUGUUCUCCCUGUGUCAGUGUGGGUUUCCUCCAGGUGCUCCCACAUGUUCUCCCUGUGUCAGUGUGGGUUUCCUCCAGGUGCUCCCACAUGUUCUCCCUGUGUCAGCGUGGGUUUCCUCCAGGUGCUCCCACAUGUUCUCCCUGUGUCAGCGUGGGUUUCCUCCAGGUGCUCCCACAUGUUCUCCCCGUGUCAGUGUGGGUUUCCUCCAGGUGCUCUGACAUGUUCUCCCCGUGUCAGCGUGGGUUUCCUCCAGGUGCUCUGACAUGUUCUCCCUGUGUCAGCGUGGGUUUCCUCCAGGUGCUCCGACAUGUUCUCCCUGUGUCAGCGUGGGUUUCCUCCAGGUGCUCCGACAUGUUCUCCCUGUGUCAGCGUGGGUUUCCUCCAGGUGCUCUGACAUGUUCUCCCCGUGUCAGCGUGGGUUUCCUCCAGGUGCUCUGACAUGUUCUCCCUGUGUCAGUGUGGGUUUCCUCC